Molecule: messenger RNA, 1104 nt
Organism: Selaginella moellendorffii
Lineage: Eukaryota; Viridiplantae; Streptophyta; Lycopodiopsida; Selaginellales; Selaginellaceae
Exons: 4
Coding region: 538-870 (110 amino acids)
Source: RefSeq, a predicted model, not a curated record
UCAUGGAGGGGAAGAAAGCGCAGGGGCGCUGCAGAAUAUCUAUGUGUGCGAUCGCCUGGCCCAAGACCUCCUCAAUCAUCCGCAGACGCCGGAGUUGUGCACCUGGGCGGACAAGAAGAAGUCGUCGGCUGCCCUCUACUGCCUCAGCAAUCACAAAUUGGGCAGGCAGGACGAGAUGCUGGGAUGGGGAAUCUGGGAAGCAAUGUGUGGAUGCGAUGCCAUAACUCGCAAGGCUCCACACUUUGUUCGCGCUCUUGGAUUCAGAGAAGAAGAGGAGCUGGGCGAGGAGGAGCUGCUGGACGCGAUGGUGGUGUUCAUGCACGCGUCUUGCCUCGCCACAUUUUCCGGACGGGCCGUGGUUUAGCACCAGCGUUGUGUUUGUGACGGGGAGCCAGCGCUUCUACCAGGCUUUGCCACGGGACGAGAACUCGCCUGCUCAUCACUUACGAGCUCCAAGUCUGUGCUUCGCCUUACAGGGCAAACUAUCGGGUCUGGCCCGUUCUUCCUGACCACACCGAGCCCGUGGAGCAGUGUAUCAUGCCCGGUGCCAGGCGAAGCAAGAAGAUCCCAGAGUUUGGAACUCCCUUUCGUGUUCCCUGUCCGACUAUACGCGAAAUCUACAAUGGUGAAUGCUGUCGAUUGCCAGGGCUUCAUGAGCUGCUGGAUGUUUACGGCCAGGCCAAGCUUGAUCUUCCUGCAGAAGCUGCCUUGGAUAGAGAAUACCCGGCAUACGUCGCCAAGCUCGAGCAAAGUUCUUCCUGUGAUCAGCGACUGUUGUCGAGGUUGCAGAAGUUGCCGAAUAAGCAUCCGGGCUGCGCUAAGGUUGAAGCACCACACGUCUUUCGAGCGGACAAGGUAUGGAGGGAUUGAGCUAGAGAAAGUUCUCUUCCUCUUCUCUCUGAAAGUUCCAGCGUCAGGUUUUUGAUUCCAUCCCGGAUCAAAAUCUUCUCUGGCUAUGGGCGUCUGGAUCAAGCACUCGAGGUCUUCCACCACAUCCCGCGCAAGUCUCCAUGACUCAUAGUUUUGUGGCGGUAGCAAUUGGGAUGAGAGUUGCUAGUUUAAAUUAUUUAGUUUGCCAUUAUAUAAACAUAAACUUUCAAGCAA